This is a messenger RNA of Mycotypha africana, 1911 nucleotides long. RefSeq lists its product as uncharacterized. The transcript is spliced from 9 exons. The record is from RefSeq and is a predicted model, not a curated record. Gene Ontology annotation, molecular function: phosphatidylinositol binding. Lineage: Eukaryota; Fungi; Mucoromycota; Mucoromycetes; Mucorales; Mycotyphaceae. Gene Ontology annotation, biological process: retrograde transport, endosome to Golgi. The coding region runs from base 40 to 1674 and encodes 544 amino acids.
CCCUAAAAAGUUACGCUUAUAGCUUUUUUUGUUGAAAUAAUGAACCAUCCGUCGUCUUGUCAUUGCGUGAUUAAGCAAGCGCUAGACAAAGAAAAGUUGGACAUUGAAAUUAUAAAUGCAGAAAAAGUUCAGUCAACAAAAAGUAGUAAUAAACGUGGCAACAGCAGCAACAAUAGCAGCAGUAUGAGUAGUGGAUAUCAUGUAUACAAAAUAACGACUUUUUGUGACGAGAUUGUGAAAGAGACAAGUCGAAGAUAUAGCGAAUUUGCAUCACUGCGACAAUCUUUGAUUCGAUUAUAUCCGAGUUUGAUUAUCCCUCCUAUACCAGAAAAGCACUCUAUAGCGGACUACACUUAUACAACGCAAAAGAAGAGUAAAGAAGAUACUGCUGUUAUUCAUAAACGAAAGAGAAUGUUGGAUAGAUUUUUAAAGAGGACAGCUGCGCAUCCUAUUUUGAGAAAUGAACACCUCUUCCAUUCCUUUAUUGAUGGAAAUGAGACCUGGUUAGCAUCUAUAGCCAAUCUACCCAAGGAUCCUCUCUUAUCCGUACUGGAACACAGCUUUACUUCAUCUAUCACCAACAACCUUCCAACCACUUCUUCAUCAUUCUCAUCGAAUAACGUCAUACCCAUUCCUACUUUAUCUUACACACUGAAAUACCCUGACAAAGAAUUUGAAUCUUCCGAGUAUAAGCUAGGUAAAGCAGCUCAACACUCGGUAUUGCAGUUUGAAAGAGCUCAAAAGAAGAUGAUGAGAAAAUGGACAGGCAACAAUGUCAUUUUGGGUAUGACGCCUAUAGAUCUCGCCACAGAUUAUGCUGACUUAGGGUCUGCCUAUCAAGCACUGAGUCUAAAUGAGUCUGAUAGAGACGUGGCCGAUUCUAUCAAGAAAAUGAGUCGAGCGCUUGAAGAAGGCUCUCAUCAGUCGACGAAAAAAAUGGUCGAGUUAUUGGAAAGUGAGUUUUCUGAACAUGUGCAGGAUUAUAUUCAAUACUUGGCCAUGGCGAAACAAGUGUUGAAAUACCGUCGUUUAAAGCAAGCACAGUUAGAAUUGGUGGAAGAUGCGAUUGUAUCCAAAAAGGCUCAGUUACGCAACCUGACAAAGACAGAGGAAAAAUCACAACAGUUGAGAAAAAUGAUGAGCAGUCAGGAUGAGGCCCCUCUUGGAGGCCCAACAACAGAGCAAGAAGAGCAGCAGCAGCAGCAGCAGGAGGAGGAAGAGGAGGAGGAGGAGGCUGCUGUCCCUAGCCGGAUCGCAAGAGACCAGAACCACAGCCCAUUGGACUAUCCAACGAAUGCGAGCGCACCUACGAUGCGUGCUUCAAGACUUCAGACGAGAAAAUGGUCGUCGCCUAGAAAACUAUUAUCUGCUGUUACGUACACAAUACAAGGCAUGAUGGAUACAGACCCUGAACAAACACGACGAAAUCAAAUCCAAAAAUUAAAGGAUACUCUAUGGCAGUUGGAGGAAGCCAAAGUGAGGUUGAGACAAGAAUUAAAAGAGAUGGGUCAAACGAUACAUGAGGAACUUGAUCGAUUACACAUUCAGAAAGACACGGAAAUAAAAAAGAUGCUGAUCUCCUUUGCGAAAAUACACGUGUCUUAUUGUCAACAAAAUUGUGAAUUAUGGAAAAAGAUGAAAGAGGAAGUGACUUUUGUCAUCAAAGACCUGUGAGCUCUUAUAGAGUGACGAGCAUUGUAGCCAUGCGCUAUUUUUUGGAUCUUAUCCUAUGGUAACGAAUGUACGAUGAAGAUGAGGAAGGCAGCAGUAAAAGAGAAACAAUAUAAAAAGCAGUAGUAGUACUCGUAGGAAUAGGGUAGUAGUAGUAGUCGUAGUCGUAGUAGUAAUAGUUGUUGUUAUCGUCGGCAAAGGAGGGGCAGCAUGCGAGGAAGGAAAAGUAUAUUACAAAAC